CCUCCUGCUAUUACUCAGGCCGAAGACACCCCGAGCCUUCUGCAGCAUCCUCUUGAUGCUGACGUGGAUCCACGCAUCGCGAGCCUGCACGCAAUGUUCCCAGAUUUAGACGACUCUCUACUAUCAUCUGUACUCCAAAGUGUCAACGGUGACCAGGAUAUGGCAAUUGACACACUGUUGGGGAUGAGCGAUCCUGAUUAUAUCUCCCAACCAACACCACCACCGGAACAACGUAAACCUACUCAGACUAAUCUAGACGAACAACUCACUCGACAUCUUAUACUCGAGGAAGAGCAAGGUGCACAGAAUCAGUGGCGCCCUCCGCAGCAGGGACAAGGGCCCCAAUCCUAUCAGUCGAGGUGGUCUGCUAGUCGCGACCGGGGAGGUGGAAAUGAAACCGGAAGGUAUGACAGUAUGGCGCAGGCGGUUGCUCCACCGCAACGGGACACUAUGGCAGAAUUUCAAGAUGGUUUCAACAAGAUAGCAGAAAUUGGCAAGAAGACAUUCUCUUCAAUUGUUUCAAAAGUCAAGGCGAAGAUACAGGAAUACGAUCAGGGCCAGGGAGCCUCCAGACAAGAUACACAACCUACGUGGGGUCAGACAUCUCAACCCUCAUGGGGUGGUGUACAACCCACGCAGCACCAGGAAUCCUACUAUGACCCCAAUACACCGGGCGAAAGCGGGAUUCGUGGAAGCGGGUGGCAAUCUCCUCCCCGUCCUGGUGGAGGCAACUCAAAUCCAAGGACGAACUCCGUUCCUACUCUCGCUCCAAGCGCGACAUACGCUCCUCCAAACUUCGUCACUCAGACUGUACCGAACUCUGCGUCCGUUGCAAGCAAUAGCCCAACCUAUGCAGGGUCAUCGACGUAUUCCCCGCCGAACACAGGCAUGGGCACGUCCCCUCCUCCCGAACUUGUUCGGCGGUCGGGUGACACCCCAAGGCCGCCGUCCACGGGCGUUGGUACCCCGAGUGGCAUAGAUGCCAGUCAGUCAUGCUCUUCCCUCCCGCUGUUUCACGCCUAAGCUUACUGGUUCGGGCAGGGAGGGGCGGGGGGCACUCUCUCGCACUUGGCGUGGGGAAAAAAUGAUCCAAAAAUAUU
Messenger RNA from Suillus plorans, 1100 nucleotides. RefSeq lists its product as uncharacterized. Gene Ontology annotation, biological process: ubiquitin-dependent protein catabolic process. The transcript is spliced from 5 exons. The annotation marks the transcript as partial. Gene Ontology annotation, molecular function: ubiquitin binding; ubiquitin conjugating enzyme binding. The record is from RefSeq and is a predicted model, not a curated record. Gene Ontology annotation, cellular component: cytoplasm. Lineage: Eukaryota; Fungi; Basidiomycota; Agaricomycetes; Boletales; Suillaceae.